Danaus plexippus (monarch butterfly) is the source of this 1793-nucleotide messenger RNA. RefSeq names its product cytochrome P450 9e2-like. Lineage: Eukaryota; Metazoa; Arthropoda; Insecta; Lepidoptera; Nymphalidae. The coding region runs from base 140 to 1741 and encodes 533 amino acids. The transcript is spliced from 11 exons. The record is from RefSeq and is a predicted model, not a curated record. Gene Ontology annotation, molecular function: monooxygenase activity; heme binding; iron ion binding.
CGAGCUAACAACAUUGUUUACCGUUGACAUGUAGCAUCUGUAUGUUACAGAGUUGCAAAGUGAUAGUACGUGACUUAGAUUGAUCGCAUACCUAUCUAAUAAAAAGUUAGUGCUGUUAUAUAAUAUUAUAUCCAAUAUAAUGAUUCUUGAAAUAUGGAUUGUCGUUUUAUUUGUGGCCGCAGUGUUGUACUAUCGUCAGGUGUACUCAAGAUUUACUAAAUAUGGUGUCAAACAACAGACACCGUUCCCUUUAUUUGGCAAUAUGUGGAGAGUGACCCUUCGACUGGAACAUUUUACUGAUACAAUGAAUUCAAUGUAUAAAGAAUUUCCAGAAGAAAGGUUCAUUGGACGAUUCGAAUUCAUCAAACCCUGUCUGUUUGUAACAGACAUUGAAUUAAUAAAAAAAAUAACGGUUAAAGAUUUUGAACAUUUUCUGGAUAGAAGCGGCUUCUCUGUUGAAGUAGACCCGUUGUUUUCAAGAAAUUUAUUCUCUUUGAAAGGUCAAGAAUGGAAAGACAUGAGGUCGACCCUGAGUCCGGCUUUCACGAGCUCCAAGAUCAAACAGAUGGUGCCGUUUAUGGAAGAAGUGGGAGAGAUGAUGAUACAAGCAGUGAAAAAUAAAAUUAAAAAUUCAGGAAGUGAAUGGAUUGAAAUCGACUGCAAGGACUUAACAACACGCUAUACAAAUGAUGUGAUCGCUUCUUGCGCUUUUGGCAUAAAAGUGGACUCACAUACUAAUGUUGACAACGACUUCUAUAAAAUUGGAAAAAUAGCUAGCACGUUCAAAACUAGAGAUGUCAUUUUGUUCCAAUUGUACUCCGCAGCACCUUUCCUUGGAAAGUUCUUUAAACUGGAAUUGCUCUCGACAAAAACAAGAAACUUUUUCAUCGAUCUUGUUUUAAGCACCAUGAAGGAAAGGGAGACCCACAACAUUAUGCGACCGGAUAUGAUUCACUUACUAAUGGAAGCCAAGAAAGGCAGACUGCAUCAUGAAAAAGAUGUGAUUAACGCUGACGAUGGCUUUGCUACGGUGGAAGAAUCCGAAGUAGGAAAGAACAAUAAACAUAAAAGUUGGUCGGACACCGACCUCAUCGCCCAGGCAGUUCUAUUCUUCAUCGCAGCCUUCGAAGUAGUUUCAACGGCGAUGACCUUUACACUUACUGAACUAGCACUGCAUCCUGACGUGAAAGAGAGGCUUGCGCGUGAGAUAAAGGAACACAAUGAGAAAUAUGGUGGCAAGAUAGACCUACAUUCUAUACAAACAUUAACUUAUUUGGAUAUGGUUAUCUCAGAAGUAUUGAGGUUGUGGGUACCUACCAUACUCAUAGAAAGGAUGUGCGUUAAAGACUAUAACAUGGGGAAACCUAACGGUGAAGCUAAGGAAGAUUUUAUUCUCCGCAAAGGUGAAUCACUACAUAUUCCAACUUGGUGCAUUCAUCGUGAUCCACAAUUCUUUCCUAAUCCUAAUAAGUUCGACCCUGAACGGUUCUCUAAAGAAAAUCGACAUCUAAUCCAUCCCAUUGCCUACAUGCCUUUCGGACUUGGACCAAGAAACUGCAUCGGUUCGCGCUUCGCUCUCUGCGAGCUAAAGCUUUUAGUGUAUCAGAUUCUUCUUAAUUUUGAUUUGUCACCAACCAAAAAGACAUGUAUUCCAGCAAGAUUGAACAAGAGCUCUUUCCAUCUUCAACUUGAGGGCGGACAUGCGCUGAAAUUCAGAUCACGUUAUAAUUUAAUAUUGUGAAUUUACGCGAUGAUUAUUUUAAAAUAACAUAAGCUAUUAUUUUUCUACCUUC